This is a messenger RNA of Melopsittacus undulatus (budgerigar), 1496 nucleotides long. RefSeq lists its product as uncharacterized. The transcript has 4 exons. Lineage: Eukaryota; Metazoa; Chordata; Aves; Psittaciformes; Psittaculidae. Gene Ontology annotation, cellular component: plasma membrane. The coding region runs from base 152 to 811 and encodes 219 amino acids. The record is from RefSeq and is a predicted model, not a curated record.
GAGCAGAGUACUGUGAGCUCAAAGCUGUGGUAACUUUAGUAAGUGUGACAUUCACAGGGCAGAAUGCGAGGUCUUGUUGCAAUAGCAUACACAUAUUGUUUUGCCUGUGCUAUCAGAGGGAGAGACGGUGAGGCCAUAUACUUCAGCAACUAUGAGCCAGAACACUGGGAAACUCUAUAGAUCUGCAACAUCUUCAUUCCUCUUCUUCUUGCUGGUGGAUGUCAGUGUCAGUGGAACUGCAAGCAAGGAGAAUGCAGCUGUAACUGGCAUUACAGCACAGCCUUCAUUGUUGACAACACCUGAGCCAUGGCAGCUUUUGGUGACUCAAACACCAGCCAAGGAAAAAGCCAAAGAGGGUGAAACUGUGGUCUUAAAUUGCCACUUCAACAGACCACGGCAUCCUUCCCUGACUGACCUGAUGGUGAAGUGGUACAAAGAAGAUGAAAAGGGGCAGAUGGACCUGCUAGAAAACAAUGUGACCGUCUUGACAAAUAACUCCAGGUUUUUCAUGAGUGGAGACUUGUCCCAGGGGGAUGCCUCCCUGGUGAUCCUCAAUGUGACAAUCAGUGACCAUGGUAUUUAUUUCUGUGAGGUUACGCUUCCAGACAGGACGGUGGUGACAGGAGAUGGCACAAAGCUCAGGAUCAGGAGAGCUCUGGGCUUGUUUGGUAUAGAAGAAUCCAUUGGAACAAUCAUUGGGGUUGUGGCAGCUGGUGUUGGAGGAAUAAUUGUUCUGAUCGUUAUUUUAACCCCCCAGCUGAGGAGGUGUGUCCUCUGCAUGAGACAAGGCUCUCACCAAGGUUCAUGCUGAAGGAUGGUUCUUCCUCCAACCAACUAUGUGCUUACAUCUGUGUUCUUUGCAUACAGAAAGCCUGUGAUGGCCUAAGUAUGUGUUUGAGGUGUGGUUUGGAAAGCCUAGUAAUAUCUUUUAUUAGAUCAGCUGAUCAGGCUGGGAAAACUAGACACUUCCAUGUUCUAGAUAUGAGCCAAAUAAAUGACUCGAGAAGAAACAAAUGAACCUGAAAGCUUGCCUGUUUUUUUCACCUCUGUCAGCGGGUCCAGUUAGAGUAGACUGACACUGAAGGCUGGAUUUUGAAAUGAGCCUAGUUCCCAUUUUGCACAACCAGGAUGUGGUCUGCGUUUCAGACGGAGCCCAGCUGACUUUCUGCUUUCAGUGCUGAGCUGUGUGGUUUGUACCUUUUACCCCAGCACCCAAAAAUCUUCCUGCUCAGAAAAGAAAUCCCUGAAGAUGCUCUCGCCACUAACUGUGCAGCUGCCGCCACCUUAUGGCCAGUGUGCUGGAGACAGGGACACGGCAGGAGCUCUGCCUCCCUUACCGGGAAGAGUUUUCCAGCCCUUGCCGAGACACGCACCCACACCCCAUGGCUGCUGCUGCCCACACAGCAUCAUCCCCUUGCAAACCCUCUGCAGGAACAGUGUCACAACUUCCUUUCUUGCCAGGAAGCCUUGGAAGAGUUUAUCGUGUUGUACUAACU